AUGUCCAGCCACAGUGGGAGAGGUCAUGGGGGUCUUAACCAACUAGGCGGAAUGUUUGUUAAUGGACGCCCGCUUCCGGAGGUGAUCCGGCAACGCAUCGUGGACAUGGCCCACCAGGGGGUCCGGCCCUGUGACAUCUCCCGGCAGCUCCGAGUCAGCCACGGCUGCGUCAGCAAGAUUCUGGGACGUUACUACGAGACAGGCAGCAUCAAACGCGUGAUUGGCGGCUCUAAACCCAAAGUGGCCACACCGAAGGUGGUGGAUAAAAUCGCAGAGUACAAAAGGCAGAAUCCCACCAUGUUCGCCUGGGAGAUCAGAGACCGGCUGCUGGCGGAGGGAGUGUGUGACAGCGACACGGUGCCCAGCGUGAGCUCCAUUAACAGAAUAAUUCGAACAAAGGUCCAGCAACCAUUCAAUCUGCCUCUGGACGGAAAAGGCCUGAGUCCUGGACAAACCUUAAUCCCCAGUUCAGCCGUCACUCCUCCUGAAUCUCCACACUCAGACUCUUUGGGCUCCACCUACUCCAUCAGUGGCUUGUUAGGGAUCCCCCAACCCAGCGUCGAGGGCAAGAGGAGCCACGAUGACAGUGAUCAGGAGAGUUGUCGGCACAGCGUAGACUCUCAGGGCAGCGGGGGAGUCCCGAGGAAACAGAUGAGGGUGGAUCACUUCUCAGCAGCCACGCAACAUCUGGACUGUGGGUUCGACCGUCACCACUAUCCCCCGGACUCAUUCGGCUCCGCGUCCGGAAGCAAAGCAGAGCAGACUUUGUACCCGCUCUCCCUCAUCAACGGCAGCCUUGAUGAGGCCAAGACGAGCCUCUCAACAUCCUCGUCCGCCAUUGGACGGAAUCUAACAGCACACCAGAGCUACGCGAUGGUGACAGAGCCCCUCCAGUCGCUGCCACUCUGCCUUAAACAGGAAAUGUCCCCGGAAGUGACGAGCACAAGCCCCUCCCCAAACAUGGUGGCGUCCAACCUGGCGUUCGUUGAGCUGCAGGCGCUGCAGAAGCCCGUUUCUGUCAGCAGCAGCAGCUGCGGCAACUCCAACCAUUCCCCCUAUGCUUUCAACUCAUUCUCCCAUCAUGCACCUGUGUACGGGCAGUUCAGCAGUCAGUCUAUUCUCUCAGGGCGUGACAUGGUGAGCUCCACCCUGCCAGGUUACCCACCUCACAUCCCCUCCCCCGCGCAGUCAGGAUACACCACCUCAGCCAUCACGGGCAUGGUAGCAGGUGCAGAUUACUCGGGUCAGACCUACAGCCACACACCGUACACCACCUACAGCGACGCCUGGAGGUUCACCAACUCCUCCAUACUGGGUUCUCCAUAUUACUACAGCUCGGCCUCCCGCACCGCUCCUCCGUCUGCAGCCGCCUACGACCACCUCUAGUCCCUGCUGGGAGGGGCCGACUCUAGCGCUGAUGGACCCGAGCGGACCUGGCGACUAGAAAACUGGAAAUCUGAACAUCAGCUGACACUUCUGAUUGAGGACCAAGGCAUGAAAGUCGAAACUCAACGUGAACUUUACACUCUGCUGAUGAACCAGCAAAACAUUUUCACCUCCUCCUGUGUUAUUUAUUUGUUGUUAGUGGUUCUGUUGCCAUGGUAACGCCGACUCAUGCACGUUUACAGACUGUUAACUCCUCCUAUGGGCCAUGCCAAGGUGCAUAUUUUCAGUCUACAGAGCUCUAACACUGUUUUUUGCCAAAGACUUUCUUUUUCUCGCACAUCUGCAAAAAUGACACCACAAAAUCCAGUGAUACAGAUAUGCAACUUCUUUAUACUAGACUAUGCCUGCUCUUUGUUUACAAUACUUUAUUUGUCCUAUCAUUACAGAAUGAAUUCCUCUUUUUUAAUUUGUGUCUGCUUUCCAAUUCCUUUUUGAGACUUGUCUGUAAACUUUUUCUGAUUUUCACUUCCUCCCCGUAGUGAAAAUGGACUAAAAGGUGUCACAUUAAAUCACAACUACAACAAAAUGCCCACAUCUGCCCCCCUCAAAUAUAAUUAAAGUGUUUGUCCAGCAAUAUGUACAUAUUGUAAAUGAUGAAUGACCUAUGAGGAAGAGAUGCAAUUUUUCUCAGAGAAUGACUGAUGACGGUGAUUUGGCUACUAAA
Molecule: messenger RNA, 2110 nt
Organism: Labrus bergylta (ballan wrasse)
Lineage: Eukaryota; Metazoa; Chordata; Actinopteri; Labriformes; Labridae
Source: RefSeq, a predicted model, not a curated record